Messenger RNA from Schistosoma spindalis, 5218 nucleotides. The record is from the annotation of a GenBank genome assembly. Lineage: Eukaryota; Metazoa; Platyhelminthes; Trematoda; Strigeidida; Schistosomatidae.
AUGAAAUUGCAUAAAAAAUCAAUUCCUCGUCCAUUAUCUACCUCAGAAACAAUAAAAUAUUGUUCAUCUUCUAUAACAACAUCAAAUGUAAUGAGUCAAUCAGUAAUCAAUGAUAGUCAUAGUUUAUCCUCAUCAUUAGUUGAUAAACAAUCUAAUAAACAGAUUAUGAAUAGAAGUUUUCAAUCAUCUACAAUUAUUACAAUACCAAUUCAAACAACAUCUACACCUAUGUUAAUUCCACGUUCACCUAUUUAUAGUAAAUUUUUAGAUUUAAGAGAUGAUCCACCAUUAGAGUUACCUAUUUUACCAGAUUUAAAAACAACGGAGAAAAAACAAAAACAAACUGAAUUCAAACAAAAAUUAGACAAUAACAUCUCAUCUAAUUUAUCUUUAACUGAACAAAAUCAAUCCAUGAAUAUUGUGAAAGAGCAUACACGUUUAGCUCCAUUAGCAUCAUGUGAAGUAGUACAAGAUGAAUCGGAGUCAAUACAAUUUAAACAAGAAUCAUUCAAUAAUAAACAAUUAUCUAUAUCUAUAAACAAUACUGUUAAUAAUAUCAAUAAUAAUGAUAAUCAAUAUCAAUCUAAUCCUGGUGUAACUGAUUCUCUCAAUCUUAAUUUACAUAGGAUAACAUGUAAUCAUUUAGAUAAUCGAUUGGAUCAAUGUAAAACUUUGUUAAAUAAAGAAAAACAUUUAAAAUUGGAUCAUGUUGGAAUAAUAAAACAAGAAGAAGUUAAAACAGGCGAACAAUAUAAGCAUAAUUUAUUAACAGAUAUAUCUAAAUCAGAUGUGGCCAUAUCAAUUUCAUGUGAAAAUCAGCCAACUGAACAUUUCAGAUAUCCACCAACUGAAGAGAUUGAUUCUAAGAAUGUUACAAAGACAAAUGAGAAAAGUUCAGAUCAAUUAACGAUAUUGACUAGUCAACAACAAUUGAGUUUUCUUCAAUGGCCAUCUAAUAAUCUUAUUCAUAGCAGCAAUAAUAAUAAUAAUACUAAUAAUAAUAAUAGUAGUCAGUAUUCAAAACUAACAAAAUCUCCAUCAUCACUUAAUUAUUCAAAUGAUAAUAAUCGAUUAUUAGAGAGUUAUUUAAAUCAAACUAUUGGUUCAUCAUUACUAGCAACAGAAACCAAUACAGAUCGAAUACAAUCACAAAGAAGUUUUGAUAAAGUUCCUGAAGAUAAUAAACAAGAACAACAAAUACAAUUAGAAUGUCAUAAACAAUCAAAAGAUACUACUGAUUUAUCAAAUAAUACAUCAAUGAAACAAUCAACUAUAAUGUUACAAUCAUCAUCAUUAACAACUAAUAAUAAUAAUAAUAAUAAUAAUAAUAAUAAUAAUAAUAAUAAUAAUAAUAAUACAACUAAUGAUUAUCCAGUUACUGAUAGUUUAGAUUUAGCUACACGAUUAACAUUUUUAAAAAAAUCUCCUAAAACAUUUACAGCAUGUCAAUCAUUAGCAAAACAUACAAUGAUAGCAGCAUUGAAUUGUUCUGGAGCAUUUGUACAUUUAAAACCAACAUCAAUAAUACAAUAUCCAAUUCAUCAAUCAUCAUCAUCAACUAAUAAUAAUCAUAAUAAUCAUAAUAAUGAUGAUAAUCAUAAUCAUACACAAUUAAAAUAUUUAGAUAAUUAUUUACAAUGUAAAAAUAUCAUGAUUCAUUCAUCUCCAUCAAGUCCAAAAAAGUAUUCAACAGAGAUUUGUUCCGAUAUGAAAAAUGAAAAACAAUGUGUGAAUACACGUGGUACCUCUCAAGAAAGCGAGAACACUGAUAUGGAUUCAUUCAAAACUGUUAAACAUAUUUCUACAAAAUCCACUGAUAUUUUAGAAAUUUCAACAAACAUUAAACAAUCAAUUCAAAGUCAAUACAAACAGACUGGAGUAGUUAAUUCAAAUCAAACAACAAAUGAAUUGCGUCAAACUAUUCGAAAAGUCAAAGGAAAAGAAAUGGACCAUUUAGAUGAAAAUAAACCAUCUUUGGAAACAAUCAAUUCAUUGUCAUCAAGUAACAUUCAACGAAUUUCAGAUAUAAUGUUAAAAGAUAGAAAAGAUUCACUUAUUCCUCAACAGUUAGGAAUUGUUGACUGUGCCAGAGGAUCUGUAGUAUCAUGGUCCGGAGUUUCAAAUGUAUCAAAACCUAAACGUCCAUCAGUGUUCUCAUGCCCUGAAGCAGAAAUUGAAUCACCAAGAUCAAGUGUUAUCAAUCCAUCUCUUGGUGAAUUAGCUUCUAAUAAACGAACUCGACCAGGAGCAGUAGUCACUUCAUCUAGAAGAUCAAAACGACGAUCGAGUAACACGGCAGCUGCUCAAGCAUUUGCAGUCGCAACAGCAGGCAGUGCUAAUCCUCUAGCUGCAGUCGGAAUUAUGGGUUUAGGACCAAAUCUUUUUCGUUCCAGUGGCUAUCGUUUCACUGCUGGUACAGCGACUUCUAUAGCUUCACAAACUGGUCUAAGAUCAGGCCUAAUUCCUCAUUCCAAUUCUUCUAUUGGUAAUACUACUAAUAAUAGUAAUAGUCCGAUUAUCAAUAGUGGUAGUAGUAAUAACAGUAGUAAUGUUAUGUCUACAGUUUUACUAAAUCGUUCACAAGUUCAAAAUACUCCUAGCUAUACAUAUCCACUAUCCCCUGGUAUUUCUAAUAAAGUAAUGUCACCAACAACCAUGGGAACAAGUGGAACAGUAGUAACAACAACAAUAAUAACCUCAUCAAUUGUAUCAACAACACCGACAGCAAAUACUACAUUUCGUUUAAAUUUAAAUAGAAGUGGACUAAAUCUAAUUACAACAUCAACAUCAGGAACAAUAACAAACACUAAUUCAACAUCAAAUAACAAUGCAUUCAAUUUUCAUCCGUAUAAUUUAACUAGUCCAACUUUAAUACAAUCAUCAUGUCUUGGUGUUGGAUCCAGUACAGGACAUUGUACAAAUCAAGCAAAAAGAAAUACAAUGUUAGCGACAGCAUCAUGUUUACGUGUAUUAAAUGUUGUAAGACACUGGAUAACUAAAUUUCCAGAUGAUUUUGAAAGUGAUCCAGUUUUAAAACGAGAAAUGCAAACUCUAUUAGAUACUUUAGUCACUUGUCCUCAUUUAAUGCCUAAUGAUCAAAAAGUAGUUAAUCAAUUAUUACUUCAAAUGAUCUCUGAUCAAUUAGUACAAGAUAGAAUUGAUCUUGAUAGUAUAUUAACUCCAAGACAAAUUCCAUCAGAGAAAAAUUUUGAUCAACUGUCUGCAUUGGAUAUUUCAGAACAAUUAACUUUUUUAGAUUUUCAAAUAUUCCGAUCAAUACGUAGCGAGGAAUUACUUAAUCAAUCAUGGAUGAAAUUAGACAAAGAAGAGAAAGCUAAACAUGUUCUACUUGUUUGUAAACGAUUCAAUGAAGUUAGCCGCCUAGUUGUUUCUGAGAUAAUAUCACGAACAGAUUUAAAUGAUCGAGUUAUGUGUAUUGAUAAAUGGGUUGCUAUCGCUGACAUUUGCCGGUGUAUGCAAAAUUACAAUGGUGUAUUACAAAUAUGUUCAGCAUUAGUCAAUAGUUCUGUAUAUCGACUUAAACGUACCUGGGAACGUGUUAGUAAACAAACAAAACAGUCAAUUGAUCGUUUACAAAUGCUUGUUGCAUCUGAUGGACGAUUUAAAUCAAUGCGUGAAGCUUUACAUAGAUGUGAUCCUCCUUGUAUUCCUUACCUUGGAAUGUAUUUAACAGAUUUAUCAUUUAUUGAAGAAGGUGCAUUGAAUAUUACAGAGAAUAAUUUGGUCAAUUUUUGUAAAAUGCGUAUGAUAGCUCAUGUAAUACGUGAAGUUCAACAAUUUCAUCAAACACCAUAUCUUAUAACACAUAGACAAGAAGUUACUGAUUAUCUAUUAGAUCCAUCACGAUUACUUGAUGAAGAACAAACUUAUCAAGCAUCAUUAACGAUUGAACCAAGACAAUCAAUUAAUCGACAAUCAUUAUCAGGAUUUACAUAAUCAAUGAAUCAAUCAAUCAAUCAAUCAAUCGAUCAAUCAUAUUAUAUUGAAAUUAGAAAUAGAGAUAUUGAUUAUUUUCUAUAUUGAAACAAAUAUAAAUGUAUAAAUAAUCGCCUUGUUGUCAACUGGUUCUUUUUUUACAUUAUAUUCUUUCUUUUUUCUCUUUUCUUUUUUUUAUACUUUUCUUUUAUCAUUUAAGUAGAAUAUAUGAAUUAGAAUGAUUGAUUGCCAUGGUGAUCGGGGUUUCUUUUUUUGUUUGUUUGUUGUUUAUUACGUAAUCAUUAUUUGUGAUUAUUCAAUAUGACCAUUGUACAUUCCAUAAUAGAAUUUUUUUUUAUUCCAUUCAGUUUUCUUUUUAUUUUUGUUUGUUUUUUGUUUUAGUUUUGGAUAGAAAUGUUAUUUACAUUUGAAUUCUUUUAAUUCUAUCUAUGAUGCACUAUUAGUAGUUAUAACUAUUUAUGGUGGAUUUUUACUUUUGGUGAUCUUUCUUUGAUUUAUGGGUUGUUUAUUUUCUUUAUUGUAUGUGUGCUCAUAUCAUUUUGGUCAUCAAUAUGAUCCGUCUUUCCCUCCCUCUCCCCCUCUCUUUCUCUCUCGCUAUAUAUAUAUAUAUAUAUAUGCAUGUUUCGUUGGAUUGUUUCCUCUUGUCUGUUUCUAUGCAACAUUCCACUAUUAUUUUUAAUUUGUUCAAAGAAAAGAAAUACUUUUUCCAUUAAUCAGAUUAUAGAUUCCUAAAUUUGUUAUUGUUACUCUUUCUCUUUUAUAUGUAUUUUUUUCAUAUUUGAUCAUUAAAAGAGCGCCGAUUUGAAUUUUGAACAUAAUGUGUUUAUUGAAUAUGCUGCAUUUUAUGUUAUUAUUAUUAUUGUUGUUGUUGCUAUGCAUUUAUUUUUGUUGCUAUGUCUCUUUUCCUAUACAUAUAUACGUAUGUAAUUGUAAACACAUUCAAUAUAUUCAACAUAAUAAUAUUAAAUGUUAAAUUAUUUUAUUUAUGUGUAAUUUUGUAACUAUGAUAGUUUACUACUGAUUGAAUUGAUCUUUUUUCUUUGUGAUAGAAAUAUGUUUUUUUUUCUAGAAUAAAUCAUUAUUUCUUUGUUUGUUUGUUUGUUUUUUUCAUGUCAAAUUCCUAUUUAGUUCUCCGGUUGAUAUUUCUUCUUUUUUUCUUUUUCUCUUUUCUCAAAAAUAUUAUUUCACUUCUCUUUAGAUCUUAUAUAAUUUUUUCCAUUAUUAUUAUUAUUACAUAUAUGUAUAUUUAAUUGUUUUACCG